UGGGGGAGGGUUUAACGGGAGCUUGCAUCCCAACUCCAAACUCCAAGCAGCGCUUGCAGUGCAGCUGUAGCAAGCCGGUGUAACUGGAAAGCAAGUUUUUGUUUUUUUUUUUUUCCUCCCUCCGCCUGUCUCUCUCUUUCACUCACUCACUCCAAUGUGAGGCUUCACUCGAGCGUGGGAGGCAAAAGUGUGUGUGUGUGCGUGUGUGUGUGUGUGUGCGUGUAUGAGUGUGUGGGAUUCGAGCAGGACUUUCAGAUCACUCGCAGCAAGGGAGCCUUGUAGGCCAUUAUGGGCGCUUUAAUGGUCAUCUUCUCUCUUCAGCCCAAACAAAGACGCAAGCCUACAGACAGCGUUGAAGAUGAGCUGGAACUGUCAGCCGUGCGCCAUCGGCCCGAAGGUCUGGGACAGCUGGAGGCGCAGACGCGCUUCUCCCGCAAGGAGCUGCAGAUCCUCUACCGCGGCUUUAAGAACGAAUGUCCGAGUGGCAUCGUCAACGAGGAAACCUUCAAAGACAUUUACGCCCAGUUCUUCCCGCAAGGAGGUUUGUGCUUUCUCGUUUUGCGUGCGUCCAAAGUCGGCCGCGGGCCACCGCUGAAUCCUCCGCUCUUCUGCGGCGUGGCUCUCGCUCUCUCUUUCUUUCUCACAGACGCGUCGACGUACGCUCACUUCCUGUUCAACGCCUUUGACACGGAUCACAACGGCUCCGUGAGCUUUGAGGACUUUGUGAUGGGUCUUUCCAUCCUACUGCGGGGCACCAUUCAAGAGAAACUCAAGUGGGCUUUCAACCUCUACGACAUCAAUAAAGACGGUUACAUCACCAAAGAGGAGAUGCUCGACAUCAUGAAGGCCAUCUACGACAUGAUGGGCAAGUGCACGUAUCCCGUGCUCAAAGAGGAGACUCCGCGCCAGCAUGUGGAAGUAUUCUUUCAGAAGAUGGAUAAGAACAAAGAUGGCGUGGUGACCAUCGACGAGUUCAUCGACUGCUGCCAAAAUGACGAAAACAUCAUGCGCUCCAUGCACCUCUUUGAAAACGUCCUUUAACUUUACAGCCCCGGAGGGGGAGAAUGCUUGUCGAACACGCAAACCUCCGUUCAUGGCGUGUGUCCUUCCUGGCUGGGAACACUCUGGAAAUGUUUACGUUGACCGUGUAGCCGUUGUUUUCCUGCCAGGUGAUGUCACUGUCACUCUGACGUUCCCUUCCAUCCACAUUCCACCCUGUUAUUGUUAUUUCCAGGGUGUUCCUUAAUGGCUCGUGUUUUGUUUUCGAGUGUAUAUAGUAGUGGUUCUUCAAACUUAAAAAAAAAAAAAAUUGGCUUUUAAAAUACCACCUUCAUGGCCGUUAUUCAAACACAAUAACUUCAAUUUUACCCAGAGAGUGAUUGACCAAAACGUGAACUGCACUUAACCCUUUGAGGGACAGCGGUUACUACAGUGGACAGCUUAUUACAGGGGUGCCCAUUACGCCGAUCGCGAUC
Molecule: messenger RNA, 1475 nt
Organism: Hippocampus comes (tiger tail seahorse)
Lineage: Eukaryota; Metazoa; Chordata; Actinopteri; Syngnathiformes; Syngnathidae
Gene: kcnip4a
Product: potassium voltage-gated channel interacting protein 4a
Exons: 6
Coding region: 289-1041 (250 amino acids)
Biological process (GO): regulation of potassium ion transmembrane transport
Cellular component (GO): voltage-gated potassium channel complex
Molecular function (GO): calcium ion binding; potassium channel regulator activity
Source: RefSeq, a predicted model, not a curated record